UUCAGUGCCGAUUUCUUGGUUGGCAGCUGGAUCAGCUGGAUGCACGCGCGACUGCUCCGCGACAGUCGGGAACGGGGACGCCCGACAAAUUCACGUCUAUUUUUUCAUCUGAAAACGUCGGAUUGAACUUCUGGUUUUAACACAAGCUUCUUCCCUAAAUUUUGUCUUCCUUCUAUUUUAAUCUCUACUUCCCCUGAGUCUAAACUGCGGAAAAGUUAGGUGGCGAUAUUCGGUCACAUCGGAGAUUUUUUCCGCUUUGAACGCCUUUUUCAGUCAUUCCAGCGGACGGCGUCGCGCGCUGAAGCCGCGUGAGCGUGGCUCCGCUCGCGCAGCUGAGCCUCCAGUGCCAACGCCUUUUCCCCUCGCUCCGCUUUCCCCGCGCUGGGAAACUUCUGCUGUCGCCGACCCGAGGUCGUCUCCAGACGGCCCAUGAACUUCUGAGACCAUCGUCCGACACCGAGAGAGCGUGUGAGGGCGACCAUGGGCUGCACGAUCAGCGCCGAGGACAAAGCUGCGGUGGAGAGGAGUAAAAUGAUUGAUAAAAACCUGCGGGCGGACAGAGAGAAAUCCUCCAGAGAAGUGAAACUGCUUCUGCUCGGUGCUGGGGAAUCUGGGAAAAGCACAAUUGUAAAGCAAAUGAAGAUCAUCCAUGAGGACGGCUACUCGGAAGACGAGUGCAAGCAGUACAAGGUGGUGGUUUACAGCAACACCAUCCAGUCCAUCAUGGCCAUCAUCAGGGCAAUGGGCCGGUUAAAGAUAGACUUUGGGGACGCCUCACGCGCGGACGAUGCCCGCCAGCUGUUCGCCCUGGCGAGCUCCGCGGAGGAAGGGGUGCUGUCGGCGGAGCUGACCACCGUGAUCCGGAGGCUGUGGAGGGACAGCGGGGUCCAGGCCUGCUUCGAGCGGUCGCGGGAGUAUCAGCUCAACGACUCGGCCGCAUACUACCUGAACGACCUGGACAGGAUCUGCCAGCAGAACUACGUCCCCACGCAGCAGGACGUGCUGCGAACACGUGUGAAGACCACGGGCAUCGUGGAAACGCACUUCACCUUCAAGGAGCUCUACUUCAAGAUGUUUGAUGUCGGGGGUCAGCGCUCAGAAAGGAAGAAGUGGAUUCACUGCUUCGAAGGAGUCACGGCUAUUAUUUUCUGCGUCGCACUCAGUGACUAUGACCUUGUCUUGGCUGAAGAUGAGGAAAUGAACCGGAUGCACGAGAGCAUGAAGCUUUUCGACUCCAUCUGCAACAACAAGUGGUUCAUGGAAACCUCCAUCAUCCUCUUCCUCAACAAGAUGGACUUGUUUCAAGAGAAGAUCAGCAGGAGUCCCAUAACCAUCUGCUACCCAGAGUACACUGGUGGGCAGUCGAAUGAAGAGGCGGCGUCUUACAUCCAAUGUCAGUUUGAGAACCUCAAUAGACAGAAGGACAAAAAGGAGAUCUACAGCCACUUCACGUGCGCCACGGACACCAAGAAUGUGCAGUUUGUGUUCGACGCAGUCACAGAUGUCAUCAUCAAGAACAACCUGAAGGACAUUGGACUCUAAAGUGUCAGGCACCACAGGUGAGGGUGGAGAUCCAGGGCUUCUGGGCUGGUAUGUCUUGUCUUAUAGGGCGAAUGUGAAAGUAGGUUUUUCCAAGGACUGACCUGGAGGCUGUGCUGCAGUCAGGACCUGAAUCCAUCAUUUGGGGACUUGACACUAUGAUCACUGUCUUAACAGAUUUUAAGGUGCGGAGCGUGCUGGGAGGAAGUGAUGUGUGGGGCUGGUUGGUGAAAUGUUGAGGGAGGCUGGCACGUGAAGUCCCUCUGGACACACAUUUAUAGCUCAUCGUCUGCACACGGACGCAGACAGUUGUUCAGAUUCAGAUGCCGAGGCAUAAAUUCACUUUUUGUUGCAUCUUCCUUAGCUGUAGUUCUGUAUCACUUUGCUUUAAUAGAAUACUUGCAUUUUAUAUUUUAUACUAAUUAGUUACUUAGUUUGGGUUUGGAUGUGUGAAUGCCAUAACUUAUGAAUGGAGAAAGGUUAUGGUUAGGUAAACUUAUUAGGCCUGUGAGCAAAGGUCCAACGGACUCAAUAGAAACAUCACUGUUUCUACAGGUAUUUGAAUUUUAACUGAACCACAUUAUAUCAAACAGUAUUUUUUUUUUUACUUGAGGCGUCACUGCAAAUCAGUUUGGGAAGGGAGAUGAAACCUCAGUGAUUCUUUAAAAAAUAUAAAUGCUUAUCGAUAAUAUAUUUGAACAUAGAUGCAGUGUUGUCAUUGUUUGGUUGUUUCGCCCAUAUACUAUAAUACAGAGAAGCUCUUUAAUGUAAACCCAAGCUGAGUGUACUGCUGUAGACUAUGAUGAUGAUGAUGAUGAUAAUGUUGAUGAUGAUGGCCGGACUUCGCUCAUCCUCCUGUUGUGUAAAGUCCCGAUAACCAACUCUCCUCAAGGUUCAAUGUAGCUCGUUUUGGGCUCGUGCUGUUGUAUUGGUUUAAUGUUCAUAAUUAAAUGUCAGUUUGACAUCA
This is a messenger RNA of Betta splendens (Siamese fighting fish), 2506 nucleotides long. RefSeq names its product guanine nucleotide binding protein (G protein), alpha inhibiting activity polypeptide 3 (gene gnai3). The record is from RefSeq and is a predicted model, not a curated record. Bases 481 to 1542 code for a protein of 353 amino acids. Lineage: Eukaryota; Metazoa; Chordata; Actinopteri; Anabantiformes; Osphronemidae. Gene Ontology annotation, molecular function: G-protein beta/gamma-subunit complex binding; GTP binding; GTPase activity. Gene Ontology annotation, cellular component: heterotrimeric G-protein complex. Gene Ontology annotation, biological process: adenylate cyclase-modulating G protein-coupled receptor signaling pathway. The transcript is spliced from 9 exons.